Molecule: messenger RNA, 2719 nt
Organism: Thamnophis elegans (Western terrestrial garter snake)
Lineage: Eukaryota; Metazoa; Chordata; Lepidosauria; Squamata; Natricidae
Product: myeloperoxidase-like
Exons: 13
Coding region: 31-2181 (716 amino acids)
Biological process (GO): response to oxidative stress
Molecular function (GO): peroxidase activity; heme binding
Source: RefSeq, a predicted model, not a curated record
GAGAAUCAUCUGAAGAAGAACAGAGCAGAGAUGGGGAGAACAGUUGCUUUGCUCAGUCUUUUGGUAACAUUAAACCUCUUGAUGGUAUCUGGAUCUUAUGUGGAAGAUCAUGAUGAAGAUGAUGAUGAUGAUUUCUCUGACGAGCUGACUGGUAAAGAUAUUUUAAGCAGCAUUUUUGAAGCCAAGAAGAAGGUGGAUCUGGCAUUUAAAUUGUCCCGGGAUAGAAUAAAAGAAACUUUGAACAAGGAUGAUCUCCACCCUUCUGAUUUUAUAAAAUAUUUAAAAGCACCCGUGGCAGGUACCAGGACUGCAAUCCGAGCUGCAAAUUAUUUGGAAACCGCUUUGGGUAUCUUAGAGAAGAAACUAAAAUAUAAGCAUCUGAGACCAUUCAACAUUACAGAUGUAUUAAACAGACAGCAGAAAGAGGUACUCUUCAAAUCAACUGGUUGCAAUUAUGUGACACGGCCAAUCUAUUGUCCACUGAAAAGUCCUUACCGGACCAUCACUGGUGAAUGCAACAAUCGGGAGAACCCACAUUUUGGAGUAGCCAAUCAUGCCUAUGUACGCUGGCUUCCAGCAGAAUAUGAAGAUGGCAAAUCCCUUCCAAGAGGACUAAUUGCCGGGCAACUUUAUCAUGGACAUACUCUCCCUCUGGUACGGAGAGUGUCUAAUGAGAUCAUCGCAACUUCCAAUGAGAACGUGACUCCUGACAGGCAACGCUCUCUUGCAUUCAUGCAUUUUGGGCAAUGGCUUGACCAUGACUUGGACUUAGGUCCUAACAGCAUCAGUAAUGACAAUUGUGAAAAUUGUUGCAAUUAUGCACCUCCUUCCUUUCCAAUUAAGAUCCCCCCUGGAGAUCCACGGAUUACGACUCCAGGCAUCUGCCUGCCAUUCAUUAGGACAGCUGCGGUGUGCAACCCCACAACAUUUGUUCGCGAGCAGCUCAAUUCAAUCACCUCAUUCGUGGAUGCCAGUGCUGUGUAUGGGAGUCAAGAACCUCUAGCAAGGACUUUGAGGGACCAAACCAACUCACUUGGUCUCAUGGCAAUCAAUCAGAACUUCAGCGAUGCCGGACUGGCCCUUAUGCCUUUUGAGAACAACUCCAAUAGCAUCUGUCUUCAUACAAAUAAAACUGCCAAAAUCCCAUGUUUUCAAGCAGGAGAUGGAAGGGCCAAUGAAAACCUGGGACUGAUAGCUAUGCAAACUCUCUUUCUUCGGGAGCAUAACCGGAUAGCCAAGGAACUGAAGAUGUGGAAUCCCCAUUGGGAUGGAGAGAGACUCUAUCAAGAAACACGGAAGAUCAUUGGUGCUUUCAAUCAGAUAUACACAUACAGAGAUUACCUACCUCUGCUUCUGGGCAACGAAUUCCAUAAAAAAUUACCUCCGUACAGGGGCUACAAUAAGAAUGUGAACCCCUCCAUUUCAAAUGUUUUCACCGCGGCCUUCCGAUUUGGGCAUGGUUCUGUCCCACCUUUUGUACCCCGCCUGGAUGAGAAAUUCCAGAACUCGCUUCCCUUUUCCAAGACCCCACUUCAUCUCACUUUUCUGGCUCCAUGGAGGAUUGUGAUGGAAGGUGGCAUUGAUCCCAUUGUCCGUGGCUUCAUGGCAGACUAUCCCAAGCUGAUGAGGCAGAACCAGAUAAUGGUUGAUGAGCUUCGGGAACGGCUCUUUGAACAAGUGAAAUAUAUUGCUUUUGAUCUAUCAUCUCUGAAUAUGCAGAGGGGACGAGACCAUGGUUUGCCAGGGUAUAAUGCCUGGAGACGUUUUUGUGGCCUCUUUGCUCCCAGCAACGAAGCCCAGCUUGCUUCAGUCCUUCGCAAUCGGAAACUGGCAAAGGAUUUCAUUAAACUUUAUGGGACGCCCGAAAAUAUUGACAUCUGGAUUGGAGCCAUAGCCGAGCCCUUUGUCCCAAAUGGGAGAGUGGGACCUCUCAUGGCCUGUCUCAUCGGAACUCAGUUUAAAAACCUCAGAGAUGGAGACAGGUAUUGGUGGGAGAAUCCCGGAGUCUUUACCCCAGAGCAGCACCGUGCUCUGAGAAGUGAUUCACUUUCCCGUCUCAUUUGUGACAACACACGCAUCAAAGAAGUGCCCAGAGACAUUUUCAAAAUGAACAGCUAUCCAAAAGAUUUUGUGACCUGCUGUGAAAUCAAGAGUCUGGAUUUGUCAGCUUGGAAAGAAUAGACUUGAAAUCAGAGCAGAAGGAGGAGAGAGGAAGUCUGGGACAGGACCUGGACCUGGGCAACUGUAGCCUCUUUUGCUCAUACUCUAAAACAUGAAACAAUGGUACUAACCAGCUUCCACUGUCAAGGAGAGUUCAUUUUAGGUGGAGUACUAUAAGCCAGGUGCUGGGAAUCGAUUAAAAUGUGCAAUUAACAAAUUCUACAAGUAAAUGCAUAAUGAAGUGGAGGCCUCCUUGUACAGUGUUGCCUAUUGUUGGAAUCCUGACUCACUUCCCCAACUACCACAUUUUCCUGAAGUGAAAAAAGUUUGGACCAGUUGUACUGAGUAUUUCGAGAUGGGAGCAUUCAUUAGGGGGGUGGGGGGGGUGUGGAAAGGUCAGGAUAACCAUGUAUUCAAAGCCCUGUAUUCUUUUUAAUGCAUCAAGUGUGCAAAAUUCUCAGCCCAACUCAUCUCACAAGGAUGUUGUUAUAGGAGGAGGAAGUGUGUUGGAUAUGUUCACCACCUUGAGUUAUUUAUAAAAGGAACAAAGGCAGGAAGU